Paramuricea clavata is the source of this 193-nucleotide messenger RNA. The record is from the annotation of a GenBank genome assembly. NCBI's taxonomy places the organism in Eukaryota, Metazoa, Cnidaria, Anthozoa, Malacalcyonacea, Plexauridae.
AUGGUUUACUUAGACUUCUCCAAAACCUUUAAUUCAGUUUCUCAUCGAAACCUUUUUUUGAAACUCGAACAACAUGGCAUCUCUGGUUCAUUGUUGAACUGGUUAUCCGACUAUUUGAGCGAAGGACGUCAACAAGUAGUGGUCGACGGAAUGUCAUCGUCCUUUCUCAAUGUAACAUCAGGGGUGCCACAAG